This is a messenger RNA of Trichoderma breve, 2247 nucleotides long. RefSeq lists its product as uncharacterized. Bases 1 to 2247 code for a protein of 748 amino acids. The transcript is spliced from 4 exons. The record is from RefSeq and is a predicted model, not a curated record. NCBI's taxonomy places the organism in Eukaryota, Fungi, Ascomycota, Sordariomycetes, Hypocreales, Hypocreaceae.
AUGCGUCUUCUCCAUAUGCAGCAUCAAGCCCACCACCAGCAACAAGGUCACCCGCCUUCACAGCAGCUCCAGCACUCGCGCCCUCCAAGCAUUGUUCACCAGCAUCAUCAGCAGCACCCGCAACACCAGCCGCCGCAGCAUCACCAGGGCGCAUACUCGUCGCAGCACACUCUUCCACAGGCGUACCAGGCCAGCAACCAGGCUACCAGCACGCCCGAGGCCCUGAACUACUACAACCACCCGAGUCCGUACAGCACACCAGGUGCCACGAGCGGAUACACGUCCGCCGAUACCUCCGACAUGAUGGCCGCCGCCCAAAUGCCUAGACCUCCCUACCCUCCAAUGUCAUAUCAUACACCACAGUCAAACUCUCCCGCAUCAGUAGCGUCACCGUCGCAGCAUGACCAGCACCGAAGUUUGUACGGCCAGCCGCCGUCUCAGCAUUUGCAGCAGUCCAUGUACUACCAGCAGCCCCAAUACCAGUCAAUGCCCCAUCAGGCGGCACCCUCUCCCUACGCGCAGCACCCCCAUCAUCACCAGCAGUCAAUGGCAUCGCAGCCCAACAUGAUGAUGUCGCAUGCGGCACCGCAGAACCAGAUGCCGCCUCACGCGGCGCAGCACGCACAGCAUGCGCAGGCUGGCAUGACGGGCAGCCCGCGGCCCAAGAUUGAGCCCCAAGUUCCCCUGCAGUUGCAGAAACAGCAGCCGCAGCCUUCUCCCAUGGCGCAACCCCACCAUCAACAAGGCCCGCCGCAGCUUCAAAGUCCCUCAAACCCGACUCCCGCGGUCAAUCCCAAUGCUGCCCCCGGCCCUAUCCCCGCGACGACGCCUCUUGUCGUGAGGCAGGACGGCAACGGUGUCCAGUGGAUCGCCUUUGAGUACUCGCGAGACCGGGUCAAGAUGGAGUACACGAUCCGCUGCGACGUCGAGUCGGUCAACAUCGACGAGCUCUCCCCUGAGUUCAAGCAGGAGAACUGCGUCUACCCCAGAGCGUGCUGCCCCAAGGACCAGUACCGCGGAAACCGUCUCAUCUACGAGACUGACUGCAACAGAGUCGGCUGGGCCCUGGCGCAGCUCAACAUUCCCCUGCGGGGCAAGCGAGGUCUCAUCCAGCGCGCCGUGGACAGCUGGCGCAACAGCAACCAAGAUCCCCGGCUCCGAAGCCGAAGAGUCCGCCGUAUGGCCAAGAUGAACAGCCGCAAGCAGCAGCAGCAGGUCCAGGGCGCUCCGCACCCCGGCGCCCACAUGUCGGGCCCCGGUGGACCAGGAGGUCUCUCUGCCGCUCCCGCACCCAUGCCCACAGCUCAUGCACCCAACAUGGGCAAGCCAACGAUAGGCAGCAUGGGGCAGCCUAUGCACCAUCACCAUGCCGGGGGCCACCCUGACGGCGCACCGGGUGGAGAAGAAGUCGGGAAUAACUCUUACGAGGACCAUCACCACCACCACCAGGCGCCAACAGCUCAGAUGCCCCCCGUCGGCAAUGAUGAUGUGAGACAAGCUCACGUCUUUGCGGGAUACGCGGGUCCGGGCUCAUACCCUGUCGGCCCUCAAGGCGGGUCGAUGUCUCAUAUGGCUCCCCGGACCAACGGGCCCAUACCGGCGAGGAGCCACAGUCGCGUUGACGAUUCUGGGGACGGUCUGUUUCCUGAUAUCCCCGAGGCCAAGAGGCGCAAGUUCAUCCUGGUCGAGGACAAUGUUCGGGGAUCACGCCUUCGGGUGCGUGUCACGCUCGACGGUGUUGAUACUAAUGAGAUCCCGGACAGCUUCCGCAAGGGAGCCAGUGUAUUCCCCCGAAGCUACUUCCCUCGUGAAAUGCAGAGCCCGCCUCCCAGUGCUACGGGCUCGCGGUUCUUCGUUGAUGACUAUUCCGAUGACGGCACACAGGAGACUGAAGGUCGCGAGGCCUCACGUCGUGGCGCCGAGAAGCUGAGGGGCGAAGUGGUCAAGGUUACCAUGGCAGAGGGCCAAGAGGGAGAGGCAACUAUUCCAAGACUGAGGAAGUCAGGCCGCACCAAAGAGGUGCGACUGAAUGAUCUCGGUUACCGUAUGGCCUGGCUGCAGAGCCGAGUCUUUUCUGGAAGGACUGUGUUCCUCCAGCGAGCCCUUGAUUGCUACCGAAACAAGACUCGUGCAGCUAUUGAGAGUACAAUGGCGGACGUUCACGCUGUUGCGCCUCAUUUCGAGACAAGACCCGGCAAACGGCGAUGGGCCGGCCGAAUGAAGCGUGGUGCGAAGAACGACGACUAA